UAAUUACUUUUAAAUGAAUUUUUAAUUUGCAUGAUUAUAUCAAUUGAGCGAUUUAGCAACUGAAAUGUGUUUGGUGGUCAGCGUUAGGUUUUAUUGUUUUAUCAUACAGUCGCUAUUGGAAAGACGAAUUACGUUUAGGAAUUUAGCAAACUACUUAUAUUAUUCAUAAUUUAUAGAGCGCGAAUUCCUCAUUGCGCCGCCGAUAUGACGGAGCCGAGGCGAUUAAAAGGGCACAGCGCCGCCGCCACUUGUUGCAUCGCUUCCCGAGUCCGACCAGGCUUCAUCGCCACAGCCGCCGAGGAUGGUCGCGUUUGCUUGUAUGAUUUGCGGUGCAAAGAUAUUCUGUUCUCUAUGGAUGUGGGGGAUGGGAACCCUGUUUCAUCUUUAUGUUUUAAGCCAGGGAAUGAAGAGAUCAUCUAUGUUUCUGUAGAAAACGAAAUCAAGUGCUUUGAUUUACAUGUGACAACUUCGUGCAAGCAACUUGAAAGUUACAAUUAUAACAAGGAUGAGAUAAAUCAGAUUGCCUGUCACCCAAAAUCUUCUUUUCUAGCUGCUGCAGAUGAUGCAGGAGAUGUAAAGAUUGUUGAUGUUCACCAACGAUGUCUAUACAAAACAUUGAGAGCUGGUCACCAGAGUAUCUGCAGCAGUGUCCAGUUCCUUCCUUGGAGAUCUUGGGAAGUCAUCACUGGUGGUCUAGAUUCAAAACUUGCACUUUGGGACUUCUCCAGAGGGCGUCCAAACAAAAUUAUGGACUUUGGCAGUGGAGGCAAUGCAGGACAGUGCUAUAACCCAGCUUUUGUCCAUGCUCUAGUAGUUCCUGACCUUGAUUUUGUGGAUAGCGUUGGCAAGAUCUGUGUCGUGGCUAGGGGCGAUGGUGUUGUCAAUGUAAUUAAUCUUGAGCCUGAACUUACUUCUCAAAAAUCCAAAAAUUCAUCCAAGUCAAAGAUGGGUACUAAAUCACUACCAAAAGGCAAUCCCCCAACCGCAGAUCAAAAUGACAGAAACCUGCAUUUAGAUUACUCGAUGGGUGGACAUGUUGCUGCAGUAUCCUCUGUGAGCUUUUCCAUGUUUGGAGAGAAAGGGAAGUUCAUCAUUUCAGGUGGAAACGAUAAGUCGGUAAAAGUCUGGGAUUGGUUGAAAUCUUGUGAUGGUGGUGAAACUAGUAACGGCGGCAGUGAUAUUCUAUGUUCCAGCAUUAGCCUGAGCAGAAAGGUGAAUUGGCUCUGCACAACUCCAUCCGAUUCCGAAAAUCUAGUUGUCUGUGACACAUCUAAACUAGUAAAGGUUUAUACUGUUGGUAUAUUGCCAUACUUAGAAAUCUGGUAUUUCCAGCCUGAGCGAGAACAGCCAUUUGCAGAAGGUGGCAAAGUGAAGAUGAUGGAAUCUGGGAUUCCCAUAUGCAACACUUGUGGUGAACAAGUGGGAUUAAACGCCAAAGGCGAAGUGUUUGUGGCUUGUAAUGAAUGCAAUUAUCCCAUCUGCCACCAUUGUUUCGAUUACGAAAUCAAGCAAGGCCGUAGCGCCUGCAUCCGCUGUGCCACUCCUUAUGCUCACGAUGGUGCAGCAGUGGCUGAAGUUGUAGUUGAAGAAUCUGUCCAUCAUAUUCCAAUUGUACAUACUGCUCAGGAAACUGGAGUUCAUGCUAGAAAUGUGAGUACUGUUUCCACAAUAGACAGUGAAUACAUGGAUGAAUCUGGAAAUCCGAUAUGGAAGAAUCGGGUGGAAAGUUGGAAAGACAAGAAGAAUAAGAAGAGCAAAGCUCCGAAAAAGGAUAAAAAAGCAGCAGAAGUUCCACCUGAUCAGCAAAUGGAUGACAAACCUCAGUCAGUGGAUGCUUCUCAACCACUCUCCAAAGUAAUUCCUAUACCAAAAACCCAGCUCACAUCAUACAGAGUUGUGAUCAUCAUGCGUCUCAUCAUCCUCGCCCUUUUCUUCCAAUAUCGCGUGACACAUCCUGUUGAUAGCGCCUUCGGCCUGUGGCUGACUUCUGUCAUCUGUGAGAUAUGGUUCGCCUUUUCUUGGGUGCUCGAUCAGUUCCCCAAAUGGUCUCCCAUCAAUAGAGAGACCUUCAUUGACCGCUUGUCGGCUAGGUAUGAGCGCGAGGGGGAGCCGUCUGAGCUUGCUGCUGUGGAUUUCUUUGUGAGUACAGUGGAUCCAUUGAAGGAGCCUCCUUUGAUAACAGCAAACACAGUCCUCUCAAUCCUCGCAGUGGAUUAUCCAGUUGAUAAAGUGUCUUGCUAUGUAUCCGAUGAUGGUGCAGCCAUGCUUACCUUCGAGUCUCUCGUAGAGACUGCUGAUUUUGCAAGGAAAUGGGUGCCCUUCUGCAAGAAAUUCGCCAUUGAGCCUCGUGCCCCGGAGUUUUACUUCUCACAGAAGAUCGACUACUUGAAGGAUAAAGUCCAACCUUCCUUUGUCAAGGAGCGUAGAGCCAUGAAAAGAGACUACGAAGAGUAUAAAGUGCGGAUAAAUGCUUUAGUAGCAAAGGCCCAGAAAACACCAGACGAAGGGUGGAUCAUGGCAGAUGGAACAUCUUGGCCCGGGAACAACUCACGCGAUCAUCCCGGCAUGAUUCAGGUGUUUCUGGGAAGCACGGGCGCACACGAUACAGACGACAAUGAGCUGCCGAGGCUGGUUUAUGUGUCGAGAGAGAAGAGACCUGGCUACCAGCAUCACAAGAAGGCUGGUGCAGAAAAUGCUCUGAUAAGAGUUUCGGCGGUUCUCACAAACGCACCAUACAUACUGAAUCUUGACUGUGAUCACUACGUGAACAACAGCAAGGCUAUCCGCGAGGCAAUGUGUUUCUACAUGGAUCCUCAAGUAGGCCGCGACGUCUGCUACGUGCAGUUCCCGCAGAGGUUUGAUGGCAUCGACAAGAGCGAUCGAUAUGCCAACCGCAACACUGUCUUCUUCGACGUGAACAUGAAAGGCUUGGAUGGAAUUCAAGGACCAGUCUAUGUCGGAACAGGAUGUGUUUUCAACAGACAAGCUCUUUACGGCUAUGGCCCUUCAAAUCUACCCACUCUGCCUAACAAGUCUUCAUCUUCAUCAUCAUCGUGCUGCUGCUGCUGCCGCGGGAAGAAGCCCGCCAAGGAGAAGGAUUUCGCGGAGACUUACCGCGAUGCGAAGAGAGAAGACCUCAACGCCGCCAUAUUCAACCUGAGAGAGAUCGACAGUUACGAUGAGCACGAGAGGUCGUUGCUCAUCUCCCAGAUGAGCUUCGAGAAAACCUUCGGGCUGUCGUCGGUGUUCAUCGAGUCGACGCUGCUGGAAAACGGAGGAGUCGCGGACUGGGCGAAUCCAUCGCUGCUGAUAAAAGAAGCGAUCCAUGUGAUAAGCUGCGGGUAUGAAGAGAAGACUGCGUGGGGGAAAGAGAUAGGUUGGAUCUACGGGUCGGUGACGGAGGACAUAUUGACGGGAUUCAAGAUGCAAUGCCGCGGGUGGAGAUCGAUCUACUGCAUGCCGUUGAGGCCGGCCUUCAAGGGCUCGGCGCCGAUCAAUUUGUCCGACAGGUUGCACCAAGUUCUGCGGUGGGCGUUGGGAUCAGUGGAGAUCUUCCUCAGUCGACAUUGCCCUCUCUGGUACGGCUUCGGCGCCGGGCGCCUGAGAUGGCUGCAGCGCCUCGCCUACAUCAACACCAUCGUUUACCCUUUCACCUCUCUCCCUCUCGUCGCCUACUGCACGCUCCCUGCUAUAUGCCUCAUCACCGGCAAAUUCAUCAUCCCCACGCUGUCGAAUCUGGCGAGCGUGCUGUUCCUAGGGCUGUUCAUGUCGAUCAUCCUGACGAGCGUGAUCGAGCUGCGGUGGAGCGGCGUGAGCAUCGAGGCGCUGUGGAGGAACGAGCAGUUCUGGGUGAUCGGGGGCGUGUCGGCGCACCUCUUCGCGGUGUUCCAGGGGUUCCUGAAGAUGCUGGCGGGGCUGGACACCAACUUCACGGUGACGUCGAAGGCGGCGGACGACGGGGAGUUCGCGGACCUGUACGUGUUCAAGUGGACGACGGUGCUGAUCCCGCCGACGACGAUCCUGGUGAUCAACCUGGUGGGGGUGGUGGCGGGAUUCUCGGACGCGCUCAACAGCGGGUACGAGUCGUGGGGCCCGCUGUUCGGGAAGGUGUUCUUCGCCUUCUGGGUGAUUCUUCAUCUGUAUCCGUUCCUUAAAGGUCUGAUGGGCCGGCAGAACCGCACUCCCACCAUUGUUGUGUUGUGGUCGGUGCUCCUGGCCUCUGUUUUCUCUCUCAUCUGGGUCAAGAUCGACCCCUUCGUCUCCACCAAUGAUGCAUCGGCUGCAGCGCAGAGCUGCAUCUCCAUUGAUUGUUAACUUCGUUACUUAAAUCGCAAUAAUGGAACUCCUAAGUUGAUAGUGGUUGAGAUUUUUGGGAUUUUGAUUUUGUCAAAGAAUGAGAUGCUGUAAAUGUGAAGACUUAUUCUAGUUUAAUGUGAAGACGUGGAUUUGAAGGAA
Molecule: messenger RNA, 4455 nt
Organism: Salvia miltiorrhiza (redroot sage)
Lineage: Eukaryota; Viridiplantae; Streptophyta; Magnoliopsida; Lamiales; Lamiaceae
Product: cellulose synthase A catalytic subunit 8 [UDP-forming]
Exons: 21
Coding region: 205-4314 (1369 amino acids)
Biological process (GO): cellulose biosynthetic process; plant-type primary cell wall biogenesis
Cellular component (GO): plasma membrane; trans-Golgi network
Molecular function (GO): protein binding; cellulose synthase (UDP-forming) activity
Source: RefSeq, a predicted model, not a curated record